Molecule: messenger RNA, 1785 nt
Organism: Acanthamoeba castellanii str. Neff
Lineage: Eukaryota; Discosea; Longamoebia; Acanthamoebidae
Exons: 5
Coding region: 1-1785 (594 amino acids)
Source: RefSeq, a predicted model, not a curated record
AUGUCCCGCAUAACGGCCGCGAGGCGCAGCAAAUCGUUCGCGCCAGCGCAUUUCAAUGCCUUCAUCAAGAAGGAGCGUCCAUCGUGGACUGCCCAGUACGCCCUCCCAACGCAAGAUGAGGAGAACCACAGCGUCGACGACACGAACAAGCACCGCAAGAUGGGUAAUCGCGCCACCGAUUUGGCUCGGCUUCGCGAUGAGUCGACCAACCUCCAGGCCCGCAUUGAGCGUUUCAAAGUGGUGGCGCACGAGGCGGCAGCCAAGGCACAGAUGAUCAACUCGGGCGCGCUGACGCUUCGGGCGCGUCACGCACCUUCGAUCUCCGCCAUCACGCGCCCGCCUCCUCGACACCGCGCCUGCUGGCCCUCGUCCGUCUCGUACCGCUGCACCUCGACAUCCGCCCAACGCGCUCGUCGCCAGCUCUCGCCCGUGGUCGCCCCUCCUGCGCCUCCCACGCCCUCACCCCACCCUGCGUCCCUCACAAAGACGGAAAGCAAGCACACACUUAGCUUGGGCGACUUCUUGGCGACCAUCCCGGGCGAGCAUCGAGCCAACACGCUCCGGAAGAGGAAGGCCGCCCCGCCCGCCUCGCCCCCUGCCCGCGGGGAGGAGGAGGAAAGCGUGGCCAAGGAGGAGGCGGAGGCCAUCUUGAGCUCGCCCGUGCUCAAGCGCAGGCUGCAGGACGCGCUUCUGGCGCAGAUCGAGGCCGACAGGGAAACGACCUCGGUCACCAUCUCCAUCACGAUCAGCUCCACCAGCGCAGCCGGGGAGACAGACUCCUCGCGUCCCGAAGAGACAGCGAGCGAGGCCAACGAAGAAGAAGGCGAAGAAGAAGAAGUGGUGGUGGCCGCAGUGGAGGAAGUGGUAGUUUUGGAGAGGAACACGAGGGCACACAAGAGCGUCGACAAGCACGUCGAUGAGGGCAUGCUGAAGCGCAAGGACAUCGUGGUGCGCAAGAAGAAGAAGGCCGACUUACGCGACGAAGAAGAGGAGGAUGAUGAAGAUGAAGAUGAAGCGAAGCGGAAGGGAAAGAAACGGAAGACCGCCUCCUCGUUCCUCGCUUCGAUCAUCCACCCGAAGAAGAAGAUGAAGAAGAGCAAGCGGGCCAGGAAGGAGAGGGAGUGCGUCGCCGACGAAGCGAAGGCAAACGAGAAGAAGGUCAACAUGGCGGCGGCGAUCAUCGAGCAGGAGAAGCACGACCAGCGGGUGGCCUACAUCAAACGGAAGAUCGAGGAGCGCUACGGCGUCGUGCGACGCGAGGCCAAGCGGAGCGGAAAGCGCGUGCGCAUCCAGGAGCCCAAUGCUGCCGUCGUCGCCGUCCCGCAACCGCCAUCGUCGGAGGGCAAGCAGACAGGGGAGGCCAGGGAAAAGGUGGUCUGCAACGAGACGACGUCGGCAGUGGAGGGCGGCGGGAGGCGACGAAGGGCGGUGACGGUGGAGGAGGUGACGAGCGAGAUGGCCAGCGCGAUUGCUGGUGCCCGGCAGCCGCUGAUCAAGCAGCGCGGCGUGAUCCUCCUCGACAAGGAGAAUCUCGGCAACGUGGCUGACGUCGGCGAGACGAAGAAGGAAAUGGUGACGAAGAACAACAAGACCAAGACCGACACCGACACCGACGACACCAAGAAGCGAAAGACGAAGAAGGCCACACGCAACAUCUCUUCGUCGUCCGCUUCGCUGACGUCGUCGUCGGCUUCUGCUUCCUCUUCGGGUUCCGCCAUUCUCGUAUCGUCAGCGGGCGGUCGUGGAGUCGACGUGCCACGCCGUCCCCUCCAGCCCCGCAACUGA